AUGGACAAAACUUGGAUGCUCGCUGAUAGGAGAUCUUUGAGGUUUCAAACUGGGUUUGAAAAUUUCCUCAAAUUUGCGUCGGCAAAUGCUGCCGACAAAUCAAGCAUACGCUGCCCUUGUAUGAAGUGCUGUAAUCACAGUGGAUUUACCGUUGCUGUCAUCAAGGGCCAUGUAUAUUUUAAUGGCAUCAUGAUCAAUUACAAAAAUUGGGACUGUCAUGGUGAAGCUGCUGCCAUGGAGGGCGAUAGUGGCGGAGAGUCUGAAUCAGUAGAUAAACCGGAUGAUAUAGAGGGUGAAGAAAAUAAGGGUGAAGAAGAUGAGGAUGAGGAGAUGUCUUGUGACUCAGAUGAGUUCCUUAGGCUGGUAGAAGAUGGAGAUAAAGCUUUGUACCCUGGGUGUACAAAGUUGACAAAAUUGAACGCUCUUGUAGAAAUGUUCAAUUUGAAAGCAAAGCACGGAAUGACUGAUGGUUGUAUUUUCGACUGGCUAAUGUUGUUUGAGUCCUUCCUUCCCAAUGGGAAUGAAGUACCUUGCAAUAUAGGUGAGGCAAAGAAAACACUAGGUUUAUUGGGGAUGGGAGGGGACCAUCAUGAAGCUGAAGUAUGUCCAACAUGUACUACUUCGCGGUAUAAGAUUGGAAAGAACGGAGUUGUGAGGGAUGGGGUUGCUGCAAAGGUUUUGUGGUACUUCCCUAUAAUACCGAGAUUCAAAAGGAUGUUCCAAUCUCCAAGGACAGCUAAGUCCUUAACUUGGCAUGGCGAUAGGAAAAAAGAUGGCAUGAUGUGGCAUCCAGCUGAUUCACCGACUUGGAAAUUGGUUGACACACAGUGGCCAGAAUUUGGGAAAGAACCUAGGAAUCUUCGAUUAACCCUUUCGUUUGAUGGAUUUAAUCCUUACGUUGCUUUAAACAGCAAAUACUCUUGUUGGCCAGUUAUUCUGGUCACAUAUAACCUUCCUCCUUGGUUAUGCAUGAAGAGGAAGUUCAUGAUGUUGUCCUUGUUGAUAUCUGGACCGAAACAGUCCGGGAAAGAUAUCGAUGUCUAUCUACAACCGUUAAUAGACGAUUUAAAGUUACUGUGGCAGGGGGUUGAAGGUCUGUAUGACUCUGUGAGAGAAGAGACCUUUACAUUGAAGGCAGUCCUAUUUUGGACUAUAAAUGACUUUCCUGCGUAUGGGAACCUUUCGGGUAGUGUCACCAAAGGAUCACUACCAGAAGAAAGACUUUAG
Molecule: messenger RNA, 1227 nt
Organism: Fragaria vesca subsp. vesca
Lineage: Eukaryota; Viridiplantae; Streptophyta; Magnoliopsida; Rosales; Rosaceae
Exons: 2
Coding region: 1-1227 (408 amino acids)
Source: RefSeq, a predicted model, not a curated record